ACACUUGAUUGUUGCAAACAAGUUGGCAGCACCGCAUUUACUUUACUGCUUAUUUUUAAUUAUUAUUUUGAAAUGCUCGCAAAAACUGGCGUUCAAUUUUUGGGGCUUAGUUUGCGACUAACUCGAGUUCGCCCCGGAGUAAGUCAACUUAAUAAAUGGCAACAGCAACUCCAGCAACCAACACAGACAGCAGCUGGAGAAGCUUCGCCAAGUCCGCUUUGGUUUCAGCAGACGCGCGAUUAUGCAAAAGGCAAGGACCGCAAGAAGGAGAAGGGCGGCAAAGGAAAGCCGGUCAAAGUGGAGAUCAAUGAGCAGCAACUUCGCGAACUGAUCAAUUUGGACUCUCUCAAUGCACAGAUGGAGAAGUCAGUGGCGCAAAUGAAGGACGACUUUAUCAAGAAUCUAUCGUUGCGCUCCACAAGCGGCGCCAUCGAUACUCUGCGCAUCAAAGUUGACGGCGCAGAGCAUGAACUCCAGGAAUUGGCGCAAAUCUCAAGAAAGAAUCCUAAAACAAUUAUUGUGAAUAUGAUUGCAUUUCCCCAAACGAUUCCCGAUGUGUUGCGUGCCAUCGAGAAAAGUGGCAUGAACCUGAAUCCUCAACAGGAUGGCACUACACUCUUCAUACCUAUACCCAAGGUGACCAAAGAACAUCGCGAGCAUCUUUCAAAGAAUGCCAAGGCCAUGUUCAUCAAGUAUCGCGAUGCUAUACGCGACAUACAAAACGCACAGAUCCGCAAGCUGAAGAACAAAUCGGAUAUAGCUAAGGAUGAUGCAUUUGCUGCCCAAACUCAGGUCACAGCCAUAGCGGACAAAUUUAUUGCGGAGGCGGACAAACUGUUGGCCAACAAACAGAAAGAGCUGCUGGGCGAUGCCUAAAACUAUGAUUGAGACUUAAGACUGAUAAUUGCUGUUGAUUCUGUUACCACAAUAAAUGUUACUGCCUCACAA
Drosophila albomicans is the source of this 948-nucleotide messenger RNA. It is a transcript of the gene mRRF1, whose product is annotated as ribosome-recycling factor, mitochondrial. The transcript has a single exon. Lineage: Eukaryota; Metazoa; Arthropoda; Insecta; Diptera; Drosophilidae. Gene Ontology annotation, molecular function: ribosomal large subunit binding. Gene Ontology annotation, biological process: translation. Gene Ontology annotation, cellular component: mitochondrion. The coding region runs from base 73 to 876 and encodes 267 amino acids. The record is from RefSeq and is a predicted model, not a curated record.